CUGGCAGGCAGCAUGUAAGAUGAGUGAAGAUGCGGGGGGGGAGCGGGCGCGCAGAGGCAGCGCUGCCAUCGAACAUCGCUCACUCGGGCAGCGGCGGGGCAGGGAGCGAGCCCCAAGUCGAUGCCAGGGGCUGCACACCCGCGAGGGGCGCAGGACGAUGGCCCUGAACGCCAAGCAGCCCUUCACCAUGCCCGCCGCCCUGCAGGAGCCCAAGUUCUCCAGCCUGCACGCCAGCGCAGAGGCGAUGCGCAGAGUUUGCCUCCCGGCCCCGCAGCUCCAGGGCAAUAUAUUCGGGAGCUUUGAUGAGAGCCUGCUGGCCCGCGCGGAGGCUCUGGCCGCCGUCGACAUCGCCCCCCACGCCAAGGGCCUCCCCCACCACCAUCAUCACCCCCCCUUCAAGCCGGACGCCGCGUUCUCCGCCAUGAGCGGCGUCCCUUGCGCCGCCGCCGCCCUCCCGCUGCCCGCCGCACUCCCGCACCCGCUCCCGCACCCGGCGCUGGACGGCGGCGACCUCCUGGAGCACCUCUCCUCGCCGCUGGCCGUCGGGGGGCUGCCCGAGCCGCUGCCGCCGCCGCUGCCGCCCGCAGCCCCCCUGGCCCUGCCCGUGGGCGCCCCAGGGGGGCCGCCGCCGCCACCAGCCGCGCCCGAAGUGGGGUCGGACCCGCGGGAGCUGGAGGCCUUCGCGGAGCGGUUCAAGCAGCGGCGGGUGCGGCUGGGGGUGACGCAGGCCGACGUGGGGGCGGCGCUGGCGGCGCUGCAGCUGCCGGGGGUGGGCGCGCUCAGCCAGAGCACGAUCUGCCGCUUCGAGUCGCUGACGCUGUCGCACAAUAACAUGGCAGCGCUGCGGCCCGUGCUCCAGGCCUGGCUGGACGGCGCCGAGGCCGCGCACCGCGACGGCGCCGCGGGCCCCGACCUGCUGCCGGGCGCCGAGCGCAAGCGCAAGCGGACCUCGAUCGCCGCGCCCGAGAAGCGCUCGCUGGAGGCGUUCUUCGCGCUGCAGCCGCGGCCCUCCGCGGAGAAGAUCGCGGCCAUCGCCGAGAAGCUGGACCUCAAGAAGAACGUGGUGCGCGUCUGGUUCUGCAACCAGCGGCAGAAGCAGAAGCGCAUGAAGUACUCGGCGGUGCACUGACGGCGCCCGGGCCCGCCUCACCGGCACCGACAGCCCCGACGGCGCCGCCUCAUCGCACCCCCGGGACGGGACGGGACGGCCCCGCGCAUCCCCCGGCGUCUCCGGGACAUCCCGGACCC
Molecule: messenger RNA, 1248 nt
Organism: Neopsephotus bourkii (Bourke's parrot)
Lineage: Eukaryota; Metazoa; Chordata; Aves; Psittaciformes; Psittacidae
Gene: POU4F3
Product: POU class 4 homeobox 3
Exons: 2
Coding region: 20-1129 (369 amino acids)
Biological process (GO): regulation of transcription by RNA polymerase II
Molecular function (GO): RNA polymerase II cis-regulatory region sequence-specific DNA binding; DNA-binding transcription factor activity, RNA polymerase II-specific
Source: RefSeq, a predicted model, not a curated record